This is a messenger RNA of Biomphalaria glabrata, 4865 nucleotides long. Its product is annotated as bestrophin-4-like. Gene Ontology annotation, molecular function: chloride channel activity. The transcript is spliced from 16 exons. NCBI's taxonomy places the organism in Eukaryota, Metazoa, Mollusca, Gastropoda, Planorbidae. The record is from RefSeq and is a predicted model, not a curated record. Bases 1224 to 3182 code for a protein of 652 amino acids.
ACUUCUGUAGUUCUGGCCUGUGAAUUCAAUUAUCCGUUCUCUCUCCUUCACUACAUAAAAAAAUGGUCAUUGCUCAAAUCCUGGCCACUAAAUCAGAGACUCUUUAAAGGUGUUUCAUAAUCCUCGAAAGCAUUCAAUAUUGUCCACUACGAAAUAUUAGAAAGCGUAAUGUUUGAACAGUUCAGCUGUAGCAAGAUACGCGCCCAAGAUUUAGAGAUUAGAAAGAGUUUUAAUAGUGCUUAAAAAAGAAAUAAAUUGUAAUUGUAAGAAAGAGCAAGAGGUAUGGGGUGGGGGCAAAGCGAGAGAAAAUAAAGAAAAGAAAGACGAAAAGAGAACGUAAGAAAGAUGGAGGCAGAGAAAGGGAUAGAAAGACAAAGAGAGAGAUAAAGAGAAAAAGAGGGAUGAAAAUAGAAAGAGGAAGAAAGUAGAAAGAGAAAAAAAAGGACAAAAAAUGGCAUAAAAAGAGAGAGGGAGAGAAAGAUAACGAGGAAGGAGGCAAAGAGAGAGAGAGAGAGAGAAAUAGAAAGAGAGACAGAGAUGGAAAAAAGAGAAGAAGAUAUGAAAAUAGACAGAGAGAAAGACAGAAUAGAGAGAAACAAAGGGAGAAACAGAGAGUGAUAAAGAGAAAAAAAAAGAGAGAGUGAGAAAAAGAAAGAAAAUAGAAAGUAAGAGAAAGAAAUAGAGAGGAAAAAGGGAGAGGGAGAAAGAGAAAAAGAUACAUUAAAAAGAGUGUUAACACUUAGAUAGAAAUAGAGAGGUAAACAUAGAGACAGAAAGAGAGAAAGAGAGAAGAGAGAUGGAGAUAUAGUUGUAAGACAAAACAUAACCACCCCAUCUACUCCAUUAGUGAUUACCUGAGUGAUCACAGCGCCAGCCAACCGGCACAAAGAGGUAAAAGGCUCUCUUCUCAAACUGUAGUAUGUGGAACACUAGUGGACCACCUCAUUGCUUUAGCCGGUCAUCCGAGGACAACAUGUAACAAUAUAGCUCUAACUAGAUAAUACUCUGACAUGCUUCAGCUGUCUAUAAAAUUUGAGAACCUUCAAUUCUGACCAUGUUGUAGGCUUAUUAAACUUGUCAAUUUACCACUAUAUUGAUCCAACUGGAGCCGACUAUGCCAGGUUGCAAUACACAUUAGAAACUGGGGGCUCAGUAGAGUCACGGUGGAGGCUUACAAAGGAGCGAGGUUCGAAUCCCUGGUUACAGCAGACUAACAAGAGACGAUGACCAUCAUCUACCAGAACCGCGUGGCCACCACCUCACUGGGAGGUUUCCUGAAGCUGCUGAAGACUUGGCGGGGCAGUGUGUACAAACUGAUGUACAAAGAGCUGAUUAUCUUCUGUGUUCUUUACUUAUUUAUCAGCUUGAUCUACAGGCUCGCACUGCCGGAGGAACAUAAAAGGGUUUUUGAGAAAAUAGCCAUAGAGCUGAGAGCGGCCAGCAAUAUUAUCCCCCUUUCGUUUAUUCUUGGAUUCUACGUGUCAUUUAUUGUGGAAAGAUGGUGGACACAAUUCAUAAAUGUCCCAUGGCCAGAUAGAACUCUCUUUGUCAUGGCCGCCUAUCUUCAUGGAACCGACGAAAGAUCCAGAAUGAUGAGAAGAGCCGUAGCCAGGUACGUGAUGUUUGCCUUGAUUCUCAUCUGUCGCAACGUCAGCGUGUCUGUCAUGAAAAGAUUUCCUACCUUGGACCACAUCGUCACAGCGGGUUUUGUGACCAAAGAAGAAAUAGAAAUGUAUGAGAAAGUCAAGUGUAGGUACAUCAAGUUUUGGGUGCCAAUGGUCUGGGCCAAUCAGGUGCUGGUGACAGCCAGACGAGAGGGCAGAAUACAGACAGACUUCGGUCUCAGGAUGAUUAUAGAGUAUUUAGCAGACAUAAGAGACAAGUGUUCCAUUAUGUUUGUGUAUGAUUGGAUUACUGUACCCUUGGUAUACACACAGGUCGUCACUUUUGCUGUGUAUUCCUAUUUCGCCACGGCUUUGAUUGGUCAACAGUACCUGGACCCUGGCCAGAAGUACGAGGGCUACGAAGGAGAUUUUUACUUUCCUGGAUUCACCAUUUUACAAUUUUUAUUCUACAUGGGAUGGCUUAAGGUAGCUGAACAGAUGAUCAAUCCCUUUGGAGAAGAUGAUGAUGACUUUGACAUCAACUGGUUGCUAGAUAGACACACAGAUGUAGCCUUUUGUUUGACGGAUCAAUGCUAUGGUUUCCAUCCACCAUUUAUUCAAGACGGCUUCUGGGGAGAUGUCUCGAGAGAAGUCCCAUACACAGAGUCAUCUUUGGGAUCCAUAAGGCCGAAUUUUAUGGGGACCACGUUCGGCAUUCUUAACCCUGACCUGGAGGCUGAAGAUAUGAUAUUUCCAGAACACGAAGAGACCGGAUCAACACGUCACAGGAAGAACUCUCUGGCCGAGUCUGUAUUGUCAGCACUCCGCCAUCGAAACUCAAGGCCUCAAGUUCAUCACGGAUCACACGUGACCAUUACGUCACAAGCGUCAGGCGUCAACGGAACCAUAAACAGACGAAUCUCCUUUGACGAAAGGCGACCCGAAAUCAGACGGUCGUCUAUAGAUGUACCGUUACGACACGUAAAGGAAGCAGAGUUCACAAAAAUGCAAAGGAAAAGAAAAAUGAGUCUGCCCAUGCAGAUUAAUUUGUUCAACAGGAAUAAACCCAAGCGAACAUCGCCCAUGUUGUCGCCCAGACUAAUGAGCAGCAAGUCAAAGCAAAGUUUGGGGAGAGAAAGUGACGUCGAGUCAGAGGCAUUCAUCAAAUCAGGGGAAAGCACUCAUACAAUUAUAUCUUAUUCUUCGGAGAAAAUUUCGAGGCCACCAAUAUUGUCGGCUAUAGAAGAAAUCAAGUCUUUACCAAACGUCCCUAGUGCAGUCAGCAUGAGGCGCAUGAUGCUUGACUACGGCAGAAGAGGAUCUAGUCUUAGCGAUGACGACAGCGAUGUCUCAGAUCUGGACAUCGGCGGGGGGGACAACGUCAGCAUCAGAGAGAACAAGUAUUCCGAGUUCAAAGAGUCUGCCAUCCAGGAAGUCGACGAAGAGUACGUCACAGCAGCUGAAGCUAACAGUCCAACCUACUCGUACCUUGACCAGCCGGACUUGCCAGUGGUUCCACCCGAGAACCGCAUGGGGAGAAAGAGAAGUACCAAAGAUGAAGGAAACAGAAGACAAUGAGAAUCGACCUUUGAACCUGACCUUUGAUCCCUGACAUUUAAACCCUAUUACAAAUAGCAAGUGAAUUAGAAACACAUCAGAAGAGUUUGAUCUCUUUUUUUUUUUUUUUUCAUUUUAUUUAGAUUUUUCUUGCUGUGGAAGCAGGACUUGCCUUAGAUGAUUGGAGACCCUAGGUGAAUUGAAUUUGGUGAGAGCAGGGCCGGCCCUAGAUAAUUGGUGACCCUAGGUGAAUUGAAUUUGGUGGCCCAAAUGAAAUAGAAAAAUAAAAUUUAACAGCAAAGCAAAGGUUCUCAAUUUAUUUUAGAUCAAGUGGAGUCCAACAAUACAUUGGGCAUAGAUUUCUAAUCUUAAAAAAAAUGUUUUCACUUCUGUGCUAGGCCCCCACCAGCAGGAGGCCCUAGGCGGCUGCCUAAUUUGCCUGUCCCUAAGACCGGCCCUGGUGGGAGAUAAACAUUAUUAAGUUAUGUUACUUUACAUUCAGUUUUGCAGGUAGAAAAGUGUUAGAUGAACUGUAAGUUGUAUUUUGUCUUUUUGUUCCCCUCGAAAGUUAUAGGCCUAAUCAAAACAAGUUUUUCAAACUGAAAUUUCAAUGUCUGUGUCUGAUGUCUCGUGCAGAGACGAUCUCUGGGAUUUUUUUUUAUGACAAUAUUUUGUCUAAAAUGCAUCUUGCCUCUUAUCUUUCAUUAUAACCAAUUAGUCUUUGACUAUAUUUUAAUUUGUACAUUUGAUAUUGUUAAUUAAUAUAAAGAUUAUAAUUAUCCACUGUGUGUUCGAUAUUGUAACUUGUUAUUCGAUUGUUUGAUUUGUCUAUGGUUUAAUUUUUUAAAAGAUAUUUUCUGUUGUACAAAAUUAUUUCGUUUAAUUCUGGAUCUUUUCUUUACACUUAGUUGUUGUUUUUAAAUUAACUGAUUUAAUUUAAUAAGUUGCAGGCUAUAAAACUCUUUAUAGACCUACUUCUUUUUUAAGCCCCCACCCCUCCGCUUCUUCUUUUUUAAGUAUACACUCAUAAUCUUUGUAUGUUUUCCCUCGCUUUAAAACAUUACGCUUGAUAUUAUCAUUACACGAGUUUUACUGUCCAAGCAUGUAAUUGAAAUUACUUUAUGUAGACAUAUAUUUGUAAUAUGUCUAAACAGCUUUAUUUUAAUAUUAUUUUUUUUUUGGUGCAUGUGUGCAUGCGUAACUCAUGCACAAUGAUGGAAAAUCUAAAUACCAUUAUCGCGUUAUUUUUGUAUACUUAUUAAUACAUAUAAUAUGUUAAACUAUAUUUCGAUUGGCUCAGUAGGAAUAAUAAUUAUUAUAAUAAUGAUCAUCGUGGUUUGAUGGGGACCACAUUCGUCAUUCCUGGGGACGAAGGCUUAGCACUGGGGGUUUUGUGUCUCCUCUUGUGGAUGGUGAGACCUAUGUAAGCCGAGAAUGUUUUGUCUGCACUCUGGGUAGGUUAUUCCAGCUGAAGCUUAAGCUGUUGACUUGGUCUUUCUCUCUGGUGCUCUUUUUUUCUGCCAGACAUUGUCAGGCCUUGUGAUGUAUUUGGCAGAAGAUCUAAAGGUCAUCUGUUUACGUGGCCUAUGGUUAACGAGGGUAUCAUGUGGCCAGCCCAACAACCAUCAGUCUUUAUGUUUCCCCAACUAAUGUCAGGUUCUCCAUUAGAGCUGGGUGGACUCAAAGGCGCCCGAAGCCCAAAAU